Molecule: messenger RNA, 863 nt
Organism: Pelodiscus sinensis (Chinese soft-shelled turtle)
Lineage: Eukaryota; Metazoa; Chordata; Testudines; Trionychidae
Source: RefSeq, a predicted model, not a curated record
CCCCAGGGACCCGCCCCUGCCCCCGGCCCUGACUCUGUGACUCUCUCCCCAGUGGACGUGACGCUGGAUCCAGACACGGCAAAUCCCUGGCUCGUCCUGUCUGAGGAUCGGAAAAGCGUGAGAGAUGGAGACAUAUUCCAGGAUCUGCCCGACACCCCCGAGAGAUUUGAUUAUUGUCCCUGUGUGCUGGGCGCCGAGGGGUUCGUGGGCGGGAGGCAUUACUGGGAGGUGGGGGUGGGGGACAAGCCUGCCUGGGACCUGGGGGUUUGCAGGGAAUCUGUGAGCAGGAAGGGGGAGCUCACAUACACACCUGAGAACGGAUACUGGGUCGUGUGGCGGAAGGACAGGGACUACAAGGCCUUUACCUCCCGCCCGACCCUCCUCUCCGUGAGCACCAGGCCCAGCCGGGUGGGGGUUUUCCUGGACUACGAGGCGGGCGAGGUCUCGUUUUACAAUGUGACUGACAGGUCCCAUCUCUUCACCUUCACCGGCACCUUCUCCGGGACGCUGCGCCCUUUCUUCAGUCCCGGUCUCGACGCCGGGGGCACCAACGCGGCUCCCCUGACCAUCUGCCCGGCCCCAGCCCAGGCCAAGGGGAUCCUGGCAUAGCCAGUGAGGAGAGAGGAGCUCAGCAGGGAGAGGAGAGCGAUUUGCGCCGCAGGGAGGGAUGAGGAGAUACGUCUCUGCUCCAUUGAGGCUGGGAAUACGCCAAACGGUUCCUGCUGGCCCAGCCCUGCCCAGACUGGCUGGCAGCUCCGCCCUCAUCUGCACUCCCAGGAAAAUCAAGGCUCCGGAGUUUGAUUUUCCGGCAUGCUAUUGAGCAGGUCUAGCAAGCACCAACUCAAUCGCACACUGAGGGCGCC